AGUGCGCCUGACCACGUCUCCUGCUUUGCUGAGCUGCAUAUCAACAUUUCCGUAGUUUAUCUUUUUAGUGGAAGCGGCGGUAGUGGCGUUCCGAGUGAUAAAAGACGCGCGUAAUAAAACCCUCUGCGUGUGCAAAAAUCUCUCGCUACAAGCGGUCGGAAGACAUGCAUCAUUAUCGUUGAAUUCCGCUGUUGAGGAGCCAGCAUUUGCACGAAGGAGGAGAGAGGGUAAAAUUCGGGGUGUAGAACAGCAUUCGUCGAGGAAGAAACCCCCUGCGUUCGGUGCCAGUUUUAAACGUAACACGAUCUCUGCCGGUUGGAAGUUUUAACCGCAGCACAACAGUAAGCACACACGACAGCCAAAAUGGUGGAUUACUACAAAGUUCUGGAUGUGUCCAGAACGGCCACAGAAGCCGAGAUAAAGAAAGCGUACAAAAAAUUAGCCCUACGAUGGCAUCCAGACAAAAACCCCGACAACCCGGAAGAAUCCAAUAAGCGGUUUAAGGAAAUUUCGGAAGCCUACGAAGUGUUGUCCGAUGCCUACAAACGACACAUCUACGACAACCGGGGCACCAGGAAGGGUGCGGCCGGCGCUGGGACCGGUGCUGGCACCGGUGGCGGAUUCGGCAGCGGCACUGGCAGCUACUCAGCCUACACCAACCGCGACUACAGUCGCAAUGGGGGCUAUGACCAUUUCCAUCACCAUCGCUACGGCACUGGCGGCAGCCGCUACGGCUCUUCCGCCGGUGGCCGGGAGAAUGGCAGUAGUCGUACGUUUUCGUUUAAGGGAUUUUUUGAGACGACGCCGUUUUUCCGCUUCUUUGAAAAGAAAAGACGCAUCUACGAUCAGUACGGCAAGGAAGGACUGGUUAACAACGGCUCCUCCGAUCGGUAUCAUCAGAGCACACGGCACCGGCGACACAACGGCAGCAAUGGAGCCGGCAUGGAUGACUUCGAGUUCUUUGGCUUCCCGUUCACAUUCCGUGACCCGGAGGAGGUGUUCCGGGAAUUCUUCGGCGGAUCACCGUUCGAUGAGCUUUUUAGAAUUAGUCAGCCCGCACAUCACAAUGGCCGCCGAGCGAACGGAGCGAACGGUCAUCAUCACCACCACCAUCAGCGACACUCGCACCCGCAGAACAUCAUCUCGUCGCCGUUCAUGUCACCGUUCAUGAGCAUCAAUCUGAUGGAUGAUUUCUUCAACGCCGGCCACGUCGGACACCGAGGCGGUGGCAUCAGUUCCAUCUCGGAAAUCACCAUGGGCGGCGGCGGCCCUGUCAAGCGUACCUCAACCUCCACCACGUUCAUCAACGGCAAGAAGAUGAUGACGAAAAGGGUGUACGAGAACGGUACGGAAACGGUUAUGUCCUACGAGAACGAUGUACUAAAAUCAAAGACUGUCAAUGGGGUCGCUCAAGCUAUACCAUACAACCAUUAAUUCACUCGGAACUAUAUUAGAGCGGUGUCCCUCUCGAAUGCUGGCCGAAGGACGAAGAUGAAGAUGAUGGAUGACAAGCGAAUGAAGAAGUGAUGGGGAAAAGUCGAGGGAGGAGGCGGCAGUGAAUUAAACAAACAAUUAUUUUCGUAUAGCUACCGAACGUAGGUUUAGUAAUACAAAUAAUAAUAUUAAUUCAACUACAAAAGGUAGGAAAACGCUCUACGAAUAAUUUAUGAGGGAUCGCGAAAGAGAAGGAAAUCAAAUGUGGCCGAGGUGGAAAACACGGCUUCGUUUAAAGGAAGCAGAGAAGAAAAUGAUAAGAAACUACGAUUGGAGACUGGUACUUAGGAUGUCUGCUGGUGAGGAAAGUCGUGAGGACAACUGGAGGGAAAGUAGCGGUUGUGUAUUCGAAUUAUUUUUUUUAUCUGCCUCAUUCCUACCCUGGUUGGCUACAAGGAAGAGUUUCAGUCGAGAUUCUCCCCUCGACGGAUUCAAGACUUUGUUCCAUCGCACGUGGCUCGUGUUCAGACCGGCCUACGCGCUUGGCUACCGUCAACCUCAACCAUUUUUAUUGUAUGAAUUAGUGUUUUCAGUUUUCACAAAAAUUAAUCAAAUAUUCAGUACCAUGAAUUGAGUUUGCGAACCAUGUUUUCCACUCUUCAAAUAAGCUCAAAACGCGUGACACGAUUGGAAACCACUGAUUUAUCCAGCUUGCCCAUGAAAACCAGCACUAGAGACACGCUGCAAAACUAGUAGCAAAGCAGAAAUGAUACAGAAUUUAAAAAAUGGAACUAAUAAAAGCUGAAUUUAGUAGUGUGAGGAAAUGUUUAGGCAAGCUCUACGCCAAGUCAAAGAUCCGACGGAUGGUAACUAGCGACCAAUGAAACACAAGCUGAUAAAAAGCCCAUUUUUUGGAGGUAGAGUUAACAGGCGAUGCUAGAAGAAAAAGGAAAACAGAAAGAGAGAGAGAAAGGGCGUGGAGGACAGUAAAAAUAAAUCUGCUUUACCUUUACGUGACUGCCGGAAAAAGAGAUAUGUUGAGUUCGUUUUGUAGUAUUUUUCUGUUAGAUGGCGAUCGCAGCAUCUCUCAUAAUCCCCAAUCCGCUAACACGAACGAGAAGAGGCCGAAAAACACCAACGCAAACGGUGCGGUGUUUUUCCUUUCCUUCCAUCGGGCGGUACUGUAAAAUAUUUUCACUUACUACUAUUUGUUGUGUAUUUCGUUUUUAAGUGCACGUCGGAUUAGGAUUUCGCCUAUUUUGUAAGUAUGAACUAAACUAAUGUAGUGGCCGCGUCUGAAAGAAUGGCGGGUUGGCGCCAAGGCUAGAAAUGAAAAUAUAAAAAAGUUAGCCCAUUA
Messenger RNA from Anopheles coustani, 2791 nucleotides. It is a transcript of the gene mrj, whose product is annotated as dnaJ homolog subfamily B member 6. Gene Ontology annotation, molecular function: protein folding chaperone; protein-folding chaperone binding. Bases 364 to 1434 code for a protein of 356 amino acids. The record is from RefSeq and is a predicted model, not a curated record. Gene Ontology annotation, cellular component: nucleus; cytoplasm. The transcript has 7 exons. Lineage: Eukaryota; Metazoa; Arthropoda; Insecta; Diptera; Culicidae.